AUGGUAAUAAGAAGUAGUCUCCUGACUCCGGAGGAAAGCGUUGUGCCAGGAAUUACUGGGUUGCAGGAGCCAUCUGGGCACCAAAAGCAGAAAAGGACUAGGAUGGCGAUCUGUACUCGUAACGCACCCACGUUUGCAUGGGAAGCGGCCAACGAAGAGCCGAUGAUGCAAGCCAGGAAGAUUAAGUACGACGUCAUCGGAUUCAUCAUACGACGAUGCCACCCACUUAGCGUCGUGUAUGAAACUGGAGAGGAGCUAUUCCUAGUAACGUGCGACAGUAGAGGAGUUAGCGGUGACAAGACAAGGCGCGGUUCAACGCCAGCUUUGAAUAUCUUCAUGGCAUACGCUCUAAGAUCAAACUACGAAGAAGAAGUCGAGGGUUCGGGGCGAGAAGAACGCCUGAGGACCUUGACAUCGGGGCCCACAGCAGAGAAUGAACAGGGGAAGAGACUCUCCGAGUUCAUCAUGGCGACUAAGACCAUUCGUGGGAACUCACAAUUGCAGAAAACCUUCUCUCUACGGUGGACGUAG
This is a messenger RNA of Necator americanus (New World hookworm), 531 nucleotides long. RefSeq lists its product as uncharacterized. The transcript has a single exon. Bases 1 to 531 code for a protein of 176 amino acids. NCBI's taxonomy places the organism in Eukaryota, Metazoa, Nematoda, Chromadorea, Rhabditida, Ancylostomatidae. The record is from RefSeq and is a predicted model, not a curated record.